Messenger RNA from Oryctolagus cuniculus (rabbit), 1682 nucleotides. Its product is annotated as prostate and testis expressed protein 3. Lineage: Eukaryota; Metazoa; Chordata; Mammalia; Lagomorpha; Leporidae. The record is from RefSeq and is a predicted model, not a curated record.
GGGCCAGUGCUGUGGUGCAGCAGGCUAAAGACCCAGCCCACAGCACCAGCAUCCCAUACAGAUGCUGGUUGGAGUCCCAGCUGCUCCACUUCUGAUCCAGUUCUUGUAUGUACUUGGUAAAGCAGCAGAAGAUGGCCCAAGUCCUUGGGCCCCUGCACCCAUGUGGGAGACUCAGAAGAAGCUCCUGGCUCCUGGCUUUGGAUUGGCUCAGCUCCAGCCAUUGUAUCCAUUUAGGGAGUGAACCAGCAGAUGGAAGACCUCUCUCUCUAUGUCUCUCUUUCAAAUAAAUUAAAUUAAAUUAAAUUAAAAAAGAUUCUCUCUCUCUCUCUUUUUUUCUCUCUCUCUCUCUAACUCUGCCUUUCAAAUAAAAACAAUAUUUAUCUCCAGGGCCAGGUGCUGUGACACAGUGAAUAGAGCCACUAUUUGGAAUUUCUACAUCCCCUAUUGGAGUGCCUGGGAUCAAGUCCUGCCUCAGUUUCCUGAUGAUGUAGGAACCCUGAGAAACAGCCAUUCAUGGAUCAAGUAACUGGGUCCCUGCCACUCAUGUUGGAGACCCAGAUGGAAUUGCAGGCUCUAGGCUCUGUCCUGCCCCAGGCUCAGCUCUUGCUGGCAUUUAGGGAGUAAACUAGUAGAUGUAAGUUCUCUCUCUCUCUCUCUCUCUCUCUCUCUCUCUCUCUCUUUCUCCCUUUCAAACAAAUAAAUAUAUAAAAAUUAAUAAGCAUUGAAGAAAUUUUUAAAAAGUGGUUCAGUGUUUUUACUAUCAUUAUUCUCCACGUGAUGAGGACAGCCAAUGAACUUGAGGUCCAAGGAGAACAUUGUGUGACUGGUACCCCUUAGGCAUGAAUGGUAACUAGCCUAUGAUGAAGGAUAAACUUUCUGUCCUGGAGCUCAAGGAUCUGAGCUGGCAGCCCGUGGCUUUUUCUCUUCCAUACAAGAGACUUCUGCGUCAAGAUGAACAAACACAUCUUGCUGCUCUUCUCUCUCCUCUGCCUCACUGUGGCAGUGACGUCACUGAUUUGUGUAACAUGCCACCUUCGCACACAGACAGACCGCUGUAGAAGAGGCUUUGGUGUCUGUACUGCUCAGAAACACGAGACAUGCAUGAUCUUAAAGAUCUUACAGGAUGGUGUUCUCCAGCUAUCAUACAUGGUAUGUCAGAAGUUCUGCAGAGAACGGACAUAUGAGCACAACAACCGAAGCUUUGUUCAUAAAUGCUGCAACUCCAAUUAUUGUAACUACAAAACCUAAGAUCUUUGCCCUCCUGAGGUUUCAGUGUAUAAUGUCACAGAUGUUGCUCACCCAUCACACUUCACCUGCCCCAGCUGCCUGGUCUGACAGUACAUCUGCUAUCUCCUUAACUCAGUCAUCCUUUCUGAUACUGUCAGCCUGGUCCUGCCCUUGGUCAGGGGAUAAUGGUUCUGAACAAUUGGAUUUCUUCUAUGGAAAAGUUUGAAUUUCCAUACUCCAAGAAGCCUGCUUUCAAGAGUCCCUACACAGUAAGAUUUAAAACAGGACGGUUUUACAAUCUUUCAAUUAGCUGAGGUAGUUGAGAUGAAUUAGAAAGGCUUCGGUUGUGGCCAGGGAGUGCAGUGGAGGAUGGCCCGGGUGCUUGGGCCCUGCACCCCAUGGGAGACCAGGAAAAGCACCUGGCUCCUGGCUCCUGCCAUCGGAUCAGCGCGGUG